Molecule: messenger RNA, 1332 nt
Organism: Boeremia exigua
Lineage: Eukaryota; Fungi; Ascomycota; Dothideomycetes; Pleosporales; Didymellaceae
Exons: 2
Coding region: 1-1332 (443 amino acids)
Source: RefSeq, a predicted model, not a curated record
AUGAGAUUGCUAUCGAACCUCGGUCACUCCACGCAAGACGGCGGACGCUAUAAGCAAGCCGCCCUGCGCUGUCGGCGCACCGCCCUGAACACACCAUCAAUGGACACGUCACGCUCGCCCUCGGCGUCGCGAUCGCGGUCACGGCGCUCGUACCCCAACCUCCACAACCUCUCCCUCGCACCUCUCAGCUCCAAGUACCCGCUCGACGCCUCCUCCCCGCCGUCCCCCACCGAGGACGCCAACAGUACCGACACGCCGCGCACGUCGUACAUUGCGCAGAAAUCCGCCCCCACAACCCCCGGCAUCCUCAGCCUCAGCCAGAGCCGCAGCACGUCCCGCACCGGCCGCCGCACACCCUACGCCUACGACACCUACUUCGCCCCGCCGCGCCCCGACCCUCGCGAUGCCGGCGAUAUCCCCAAGGCCCACAGCACAACCGCCCUGCUGCCCGCUGUCUCCUUCGCCGAGCCGGCGCCCCCCGAGCACGCGCGCCACCACACGCGCAAGCACACCGCCCCCCUCCCGCUGCGCCGCCACCACACCAGCGAGGGCAACGACGACUGGCUGCACCGUGCCGGGCUUGUCAUUGCGGGCGAGACGCGCGACGCGCGCGGCCAGGGCUGGCUGGUGCGCCGCGAGAGCUCUACCGCGCUAGUGGGCGCUCCAGAGCCGGACGCCUUCGCCCUGCGUGACGCAAGACUCGUCGCGCGGCUGUCGGGCGAGCCUGCUGACGGCCCCGAGUUUCCCACCUUCUCGCCGCGCGGCAGCAGGGCGCCGAGUAGGCUGGCGUCGCGCGCCGCGAGUCGGGUGCCGAGUGCACGGCAGAGUCGGCGUGGGUCGCGGGUUGGGUCGCGGGUUGAGCUCGCCAUGGCAGGGCGGCACGGGCUGGAGUUCAGAGCGGACGAGGGCGACGAGAGCGCCAUCGAGCCUGAUUUUGUCGAGGCGGACGAGGAGGGCCUGGACGAUGAGGAGGAAAUCGCGCGGUUGGCGCGGGAGCGUGGGUUUGGGCUCGGCGGCUGGGUGGAUGCGUUGAUUGGGUGGUCGCUGUUCUCUGUAGAAGAGGACGGCGAGGGGUCCGAGGAUGAAGAGGAGGGCCAAGUGCAGCCGGCGAAUCUGACCAAGGAUGAGGCGAGGCUUUUGAGGGAGGUAGAGGCGAAGAGGAGGAAGAUGGAGCGCGAGAGCAUUAUUGCUGCGAGUGCGUUGAAGGUACACGACAAGACCGAAGGCGGCGAGGUCAGGAUCGAUGUGCCCAAGCCGCCGGAGGGACAAGAGGCGGGCGGGUGGCAGGAUGCGGCGUGGCUGCUGAGUGUCGCUAGCAAGGCGCUGUUCUAG